CUAAAAGAAAAGAAGCUUUAGAGCAAACCCAAAGUCAAGCAACAAUCCAAACCAGUAGCAUUUCCGAUCACUAUCACUUCUCUCUUAAAAAAUCUUUAAAAAUUCCUCCUUUUUUAGUUUCUGUAAUCCAUAAUAAUUCAAUUAUUACAGAAUAUAUAUAUAUACAUAUAUAAUACUCUAACAAUAAUAAAUACAAUUAUAUCUUCACUCUUUCCAAAACAUCGGAUUUUGAUUCUCUCUUGAAAUUCUAAAUUCUGGGUGUUUUUAUUUGGGAUUUUCUCUUUAAGAUUAAAGAGAGAAAUUGGACUUUCUGUGAAGAUGGGUAAGGUUGUAAUAGUUGCAACUGUGUUAGGAGCUGCAGCAAUUUGUGCCGCUGGUGGGUUAAUUGUGAAUCGUAGGAUUAAAAAUGGGGUUAAAUGGAGUCGUACGAUGGAAAUUUUGAGGGACUUUAAAGAGAAAUGUGGGACUUCCAUUGAGAAUUUGAAGGAGGUUGCUGAUGCCAUGGUUGCUGAGAUGAAUGCUGGUCUUGUUGCUGAUAAUGUUAGCCGUGUUAAGAUGCUUAUUAGCUAUGUCGAUAACCUCCCUACUGGGGAUGAAAAGGGUUUGUUUUAUGCAUUGGACCUUGGCGGAACAAACUUUCGUGUUCUUCGAGUUCAGUUGGGUGGCAAGGAUGGUGGUAUUAAGCAUCAGGAAUUUGCAGAAGUUCCAAUUCCUAGGGAACUGAUGGUUGGAACUUCCGAUGAUCUUUUUGAUUAUAUUGCAAGCGAACUAGCAAAAUUUGUUGCCCAAGAAGGUCCAGAGUUUCAACUUUGUCCCGGCAGAGAAAGAGAACUCGGUUUCACCUUUUCAUUCCCUGUAAUGCAAACAUCUAUUGACUCAGGAACUUUAAUCAAAUGGACUAAAGGCUUCUCUAUAGAUGAUGCGGUUGGAAAGGAUGUAGUGGAGGAGUUAUCGAAAGCAUUGAAAAAACAAGGCGUUGAUAUGCAUGUCACUGCUUUGGUUAAUGAUACAGUUGGUACACUAGCUGGAGGUAGAUUCUCAAACAAAGAUGUCGUUGCUGCCGUGAUAUUGGGCACAGGAACUAACGCAGCAUAUGUGGAAAGUGCCGAAGCUAUACCUAAAUGGCAGGGCCCAUUACCAAAAUCAGGAGAGAUGGUUAUUAACAUGGAAUGGGGCAACUUUCAGUCAUCAAAGCUACCGUUGACAGAUUAUGAUUAUGCUUUGGAUUAUAACAGUCCCAACAGUGGUGAGCAGAUUUAUGAAAAGAUGAUUUCUGGAAUGUACUUGGGUGAAAUUGUACGUAGAGUUCUGUGCCAUAUGGCUGAAGAAGCUUCCUUCUUUGGUAAUACUGUCCCUCCAAAACUGCUGAUUCCGUUUAUUUUGAGGACGCCUCACAUGUCAGCUAUGCAUCACGACUCAUCUCCCGAUCUUAGUGUCGUAGGGUCUAAAAUGGUGGACAUUUUAGAGAUACUGCCCCUUUCGCUUAAGAAAAGGAAAGUCAUACAUAAGCUCUGCAAUAUUGUGGCAUCACGUGGAGCCCGUCUCGCUGCAGCGGGCAUUUUGGGGAUUCUCAAGGUUUUGGGUAGAGACACAUUGUCGAACAGUGAUGAGAAGCAAAAAACUGUUAUAGCCAUGGAUGGGGGAUUAUAUGAGCAUUACACUGAAUUCCGGGAAUGCUUAGAAGAAACAUUGAAAGAGCUUCUCGGGGAUGCAGUCUGGGAAAACAUCUCCAUCGAGCAUGCUAAUGACGGUUCAGGAAUCGGAGCUUCUCUUCUCGCUGCUUCUCACUCACGCUACCUUGGCGUAAAGGAGACUCAAGAAGAUAUUGUAGUCGUUCCGUCAAUGGGGUUCUGAGGUUUAACGAGAGGUCGAUACUCAAUAUACAAGUCUGUAAACUGAUUGGUACUUUUGUUCUCCCUUAUUUUUGACCUCCCAAUGUAAUGAGCACCUGGAUGAGUUCAUAAGAUACGACACAUGGGUGAAAAAUUGAUGCAUAGAAUUUUUAUGAGAGAUCAAUAAUGGGGAGAUGUGCAAUGUUGUAAGAAGUUCAAUUGUUUCCUAAUGGUAUCAAUUAUCAUAACCCUAAAUAAAAGGCCAUUGAGGUGUCUUAUGCUAUAUUUUUGUGUAAAUUUUGAUUGAGCGUGUCGUUGUUUGAUA
Molecule: messenger RNA, 2157 nt
Organism: Amaranthus tricolor (Joseph's coat)
Lineage: Eukaryota; Viridiplantae; Streptophyta; Magnoliopsida; Caryophyllales; Amaranthaceae
Product: hexokinase-1-like
Exons: 9
Coding region: 319-1854 (511 amino acids)
Biological process (GO): intracellular glucose homeostasis; glucose 6-phosphate metabolic process; glycolytic process
Cellular component (GO): cytosol; mitochondrion
Molecular function (GO): ATP binding; glucokinase activity; mannokinase activity
Source: RefSeq, a predicted model, not a curated record